CGGGUGCCAGUCUUGUAGUCGCUUCCUUCCAUCUAGCCCCAUCAUGCCCAUUGACAUCAACCAACUCCGCGUCGAGCGCGGUGGCAACCCCGACAUCGUCCGCGAGAGCCAGAAGAAGCGCUUCGCGAGCGUCGACCUCGUGGACCAGGUCAUCGCCCUCGAUGAGGAGUGGCGCAAGAAGAACGGCGAGUGGGAGACGAUGAAGAUGAACAUCAACGCUCUCCAGGCGCAGAUCAAGGACCUCGUCAAGGCCAAGAAGCAGGACGAGGCCCAGCCGCUCAUCCAGAAGCGCAAGGACAUGGCGGCCUCGGAGCCGGCAGCCAAGGCCGAGGCCGACGCCAUCAAGGUCGUCGUCGAUCGCGAGCUCAGCAAGAUUGGCAACCUCGUCGACCCGUCGGUGCCCGUCUCGCAGAACGAAGAUGACAACGAAGUUGUUGCUACGUGGGGUGCGUGCCGCCCCCACGACGAUGCGCUCCACUACCACCACGAAGUGCUCCACCGCAUUGACGGCUACGAGCCGGAGAAGGGCGUCGCUGUCGCGGGCCACCGCGCGUACUUCCUCAAGGGCUACGGUGUCAUGCUCAACCAGGCGUUGAUCAUGUACGGCCAGGCGUUCCUUAUGAAGCGCAAGUACACGCUGCUCCAGCCCCCGUACUUUAUGAACAAGGAAGUCAUGGCCGGCGUCGCGCAGCUCUCGGAGUUUGACGAAGCCCUGUACAAGGUCACGGGCGCCGAUCCCUCGGAUGAGAAGUACCUCAUCGCGACGUCGGAGCAGCCCAUGUGCGGCUUCCACAAGGAUGAAUGGAUCACCGAGUCGUCGCUCCCGAUCCGGUAUGCUGGUUCGUCGACGUGCUUCCGCAAGGAAGCGGGGUCGCACGGCAAGGACACGUGGGGUAUCUUCCGCGUGCACCAGUUCGAGAAGGUCGAGCAGUUUGUCUUGUGCGAGCCGGAGAAGUCGGAAGAGAUGCUCCAGGAGAUGAUCUCGACCGCCGAGGCGUUCUACCAGUCGCUCGGCCUCCCGUACCGCGUCAUCAACAUCGUCUCGGGCGAGCUCAACAACGCCGCGACCAAGAAGUAUGACUUGGAAGCGUGGUUCCCGGCGUACGCCGAGUUCCGUGAGCUUGUCUCGGCCUCCAACUGCACCGACUACCAGGCGCGUGCGAUGGAGAUCCGUUGCGGCGGCAAGAAGAUGAACCAGACCGAAAAGAAGUACGUGCAUUUGCUCAACGCGACGCUCUGCGCGACGACGCGCACGAUCUGCUGCAUCUUGGAGAACAACCAGACGCCUGAGGGUGUCCGCGUCCCGGACGUGCUCGUCCCCUUCAUGGGCGGCGUGACCUUCCUCCCGUUCGUCCAGGACGCCAAGGUCAACCACCAGGCCGUUAAGAUGCAAAAGGCGGCUGCCAAGAAGAAGUAACUUGUACCUGCAAUACCACGCCUCGUCUUCUCCCUGUA
Messenger RNA from Saprolegnia parasitica CBS 223.65, 1455 nucleotides. Its product is annotated as seryl-tRNA synthetase. The coding region runs from base 44 to 1417 and encodes 457 amino acids. The transcript has 2 exons. Gene Ontology annotation, molecular function: tRNA binding; ATP binding; serine-tRNA ligase activity. Gene Ontology annotation, cellular component: cytosol. Gene Ontology annotation, biological process: seryl-tRNA aminoacylation. NCBI's taxonomy places the organism in Eukaryota, Oomycota, Saprolegniomycetes, Saprolegniales, Saprolegniaceae. The record is from RefSeq and is a predicted model, not a curated record.